CCCUACCAACCAACACCAACCCCAAGAGAUCAAUGACCUGUUUCUCGCGCAUACAUGGCACUUUCGGAAGGAGCUCACUGGCACAAUUUGAAGGAGCUUGGAAUUACAGUUCCUUGGCUAUGCAGGUGUGGUAUUCAUUGCAUCGUGCCGCACGCCGCCAUUGAGGUCACUGUUGUACAAGCUUCCACGCCCAGACCUCGCAGCCGCCACGCCGCCACGACACACCAUGAGCACGCACGACAAUGCUCCCAAUCGGCACCGGGAUCAGAUUCGCUUUGCAUACAUCGAAGAUGCGGAGCCUCCUGAUCGAUAUUGCCUCGGAGGAUACCAUCCGCUUGACGUUGGCGAUGUACUGCGUGAUCGAUACCAUAUUGUGCAUAAACUCGGUUUUGGCUCCUACUCCACAACAUGGCUCGCAAAGGACAUUUCUCAGGGUGACAAAUAUGUCGCUAUCAAGAUCAUGACGGCCGACAGCAGUGCAGCUUCUCAAGAAGCAAAAAUUCUACGUCAUCUAACCAAAAAGAUCUCCCUUGAUGCCCACGGGAAAGGCACGUUGGAAGGUGUUGAUAACACGGCCAUGCCUUCAAUCUGGGAUGGAUUUACCAUAUACGGCCCCAAUGGUGCACACAGCUGUAUCGUAACGACUCCUGCAAGAAUGACCGUGGCUGAAGCGCAAGACGCUUCGUAUACCCGUCUCUUCCAACCCCGUGUGGCCCGCGCCAUCGCUGCGCAGCUCAUACGAGGUGUGGCUUUUAUGCAUAAGAAAGGGCUUGUCCAUGCCGAUCUACACCUAGGAAACGUUCUCUUCAAACUCGCCGAGAAUUCGAAAAGUCUCCCAUUGGACAAGCUAUAUGAGAAGUAUGGUAAGCCUGAACUAGAACCAGUUCGGAUACUUGGAAAUGAAGGAGACCGGCCGCUUCCUGAGGGUGUUCCAACGUAUAUUGUUGUUCCAGGCUGGUUCGGGGUCAGAAGCGAGGACGUCACACUCAUUGAAGCCUCUAUCCUUGUGACCGAUUUCGGGGAAUCGUUCAUGCCCUCCUCUGAACCAAAAUAUCACUCCAGCACCCCGCGUGUAUUGAGACCGCCAGAAACCAGAUUCCUCCCCGGAGAGCCUCUCUCGUACCCUGCCGACAUAUGGACUCUGGCAUGUUCUAUUUGGACUGUCCUCGGCCAGCGAUCACUUUUUGAAAUCUUUAGCCCGACCGACGAUUACGUCACGAAAGAGCAGGUAGAUGCUCUCGGGAUCCUUCCCCCGACGUGGUGGGAGACAUGGGCGGCACGAGGUGACUACUUUAAUGACCAAGGCGAACCGCUUGACCCCACAAGCAGUCGCAUGACACUGGAAGGUCGAUUUGAGCACUCUAUCCAGGCCCCUAGACGGGCUGUCGGCUUGGAGACGGUCGGAGAGCAGGAGAGGGUCGCUUUGCUGGACAUGUUGAGGGCCAUGUUGGCUUUUAUCCCGGAGGAGAGACCGACUGCUGCCAGCCUUAUGAGCUGCGAUUGGAUGACCAAGUGGGCUCUUCCGGACCUGCGAGAGCUUGAGAGCAUGGAAGUUUGA
Diaporthe batatas is the source of this 1558-nucleotide messenger RNA. RefSeq lists its product as uncharacterized. The record is from RefSeq and is a predicted model, not a curated record. The coding region runs from base 227 to 1558 and encodes 443 amino acids. NCBI's taxonomy places the organism in Eukaryota, Fungi, Ascomycota, Sordariomycetes, Diaporthales, Diaporthaceae. Gene Ontology annotation, molecular function: protein kinase activity; ATP binding. Gene Ontology annotation, biological process: protein phosphorylation; spliceosomal complex assembly; regulation of mRNA processing. The transcript has 2 exons.